Pistacia vera is the source of this 1686-nucleotide messenger RNA. Its product is annotated as probable pectinesterase/pectinesterase inhibitor 58. Lineage: Eukaryota; Viridiplantae; Streptophyta; Magnoliopsida; Sapindales; Anacardiaceae. Gene Ontology annotation, molecular function: pectinesterase inhibitor activity; pectinesterase activity. The transcript has 2 exons. Gene Ontology annotation, biological process: cell wall modification. The record is from RefSeq and is a predicted model, not a curated record. The coding region runs from base 1 to 1686 and encodes 561 amino acids.
AUGGUUCAGAAGAAGAAGAUUGCAGUUAUUAAUGUGUCCGUUUUAAUCUUUGUGGCAUUGGUGGUGGCUAUUUUGGAUAGUGUUAGACGUACAGGUGCCGCCAAUGGUGGUGGCGCUCUUUCGUCUCUUCACGUUACCACUACAUCAAAGGCUAUCAAAUCCAUUUGUCAACCAACUGAUUACAAAGAAACUUGUGAAAAAAGCCUCGCAAUUGCCGGGGGAAAUUUAACCGAUCCUAAAGACUUGAUCAAGAUUGAGUUUAAAGUCGCAAUUGACGAGCUGAAGCUGGCCCUUAAAAACAUAUCUGCAUGGAAAGAAGAAAAUAAAGAUCCAAAGAUCAAACAGGCUUUUACGAAUUGUAAUGAUCUUUUGGAGUCAGCCAUUGAAGAUCUAAAAGUCUGCUACAGUAAAAUGGGUGCACUUGACAUUAGAAAACCUGAUGAUUACAUUCAAGAUGUGAAAGUUUUUCUCAGCGGCGCUGCUACAUUCCAAGAAAGUUGUUUCGAUGAAUUCAAUAAGGUAAAGCGUGAUUAUAAAGAGAAAAUGAAAACUCUUUUGAAUACUUCAAGGGAGCUGACAAGCAAUGGUCUUGCAAUGAUGAAUGAUUUCUCUUCAGUCCUCAACUCAUCGAACAUAACAAGCACAAAAAUACGGCUUCUCUCUCAAGAUGAAUUUCCUUCAUGGGUUAACGAGGGGCGUCGUAGACUCCUUGCUGAAACUCCAGGAACAAUUCAGGCUGAUGUUAUUGUUGCUCAGGACGGUAGUGGAAAGUUCAAGACCAUCUCUGAAGCUGUCAAUCUUGUCCCUGACUUCAAUGAUAACCCUACCAAUAAGUCAUUUGUAAUUUACAUCAAAGAAGGUAUUUAUAAGGAGUACGUGACGGUCACAAAGCAAAUGCGAAAUGUUAUGUUCAUCGGUGAUGGCCCCCAAAAGACCAAGAUCACUGGCUACAAGAACUUCAUUGACGGAACUAACACAAUGAACACGGCAACAGUUGCCGUUUUGGGGCCCAAAUUCAUAGCGAAGGACAUUGGAUUUGAGAACACUGCGGGAGCUAAGAAGCACCAAGCUGUGGCCUUGCGUGUUCAAGCUGACCGUUCAAUCUUCUUCAAUUGCCAAAUGGAUGGAUACCAAGACACUUUAUACGCCCAUGCUCAUCGCCAAUACUACCGAGACUGCACCAUCACUGGCACCAUUGACUACAUCUUUGGUGAUGCAGCUGCCGUUUUCCAGAACUGCAAGAUGAUAUUCAGGAAACCAAUGGCCAACCAGAAAGUCAUCGUUACAGCUCAAGGAAGAAGCGACAAGAACUCCGUCACAGGACUUGUUCUCCAAAACUGCACCAUCAGUGCUGACCCUGAAUACGUGGCUGUCAAGAACACUAACCAGGGGUACCUUGGGAGGCCCUGGAAGAUGUUCUCAAGAACAAUUUAUUUGCAGUCUGAGAUUGAUGAUGUGAUUCAGCCUGAUGGAUGGUUGCCUUGGAAUGGUAAAUUUGCUCUCGACACUCAUUGGUACGCGGAAUAUGGCAAUAGGGGUCUUGGAUCUGACACGGCCAAGAGAGUUGCAUGGCCUGGUAUUAAAAAACUCACUCCUGAGCAAGCUGCUGAUUUCACCAUCGAAAGGUUCUUUGUAGUUGAUUGGAUUAAGCCGAGUAGUGUACCCUACAACCUGGGCAUGUUUUGA